CGUCACUUCCGGUUAGUGUAGAAUUUUCAUAACAUCAGAGCAGAGCAGCUCAGGCUAACGCUGCGGCUUUUGUGAAUAAAUCCUCUCCAAACGGACACAGAAACACAAUGUCAGAUACGGAGGAGACUAAACCAUCCAGCCAAGACGGAGGGGACAAGAAAGAUGGAGAGUACAUUAAAUUAAAAGUGAUCGGUCAGGACAGCAGCGAAAUCCACUUUAAGGUGAAAAUGACAACACAUCUAAAGAAGUUGAAGGAGUCGUAUAGCCAGAGACAGGGCGUUGCAGCAAGCGCAUUAAGAUUUUUGUUUGAGGGGCAAAGAAUCGCAGAUAACCAAACUCCAAAAGAGUUGGGGAUGGAGGAUGAAGAUGUGAUCGAGGUUUAUCAGGAACAGACUGGCGGACUCUGGAACAAUUAAUUUUCCCCAUCACCUUUUCCCACCUUUUUUCUUAAUUUUGUAUUUUAUUUUGUAUGUAUUAUGAUGUACCUUUUGUUUAUUUUCAAACCAUCUGCAUCAGCGUAUCUCCAAUCAGGGCUUUGGAGAGAGACAUCAAAGGAAUGAAUCAAGCAAUACAUUGUUUUUUCUCUACAAAUUUUCCAGACUAUUCCUCACCUAAAGGACUGUAGACUUGGACUGGAAUAGAGCUGCUUUGCUGGGUUGCUUUUUCAAACUUGCUGGAAGAAAAUUGACAAUAAUUAUUACCAGAUUGUUACAUUGUGUUUAGUUAGAAUAUUUACUUUUUUUUAAAUUGGCUGUUAACGUUUUGAAGGAGAAGUAUAGAUUUCCAUCUUUUCCGUUGAAUCUGCCCAAGAACAUGCAAAUUAGAACUCAUCAACUUUAAACAGUUUGCAGUGUUCCGAAGUUAUUCCUCACUUACCUUAUGAGCAUUCAGAGCAUCCUAAUUAUUCACCACAGUGAGGUUAUAAGAGCAGAAUUUGCUGUCAUAGUAAAGCUAACAACAAGCAUGCAUUGUUGCACUUCCUGAUUAGAUGCAGACGGUACACGGCAGACUUAUUUUGACCUCAAGAGCUGCUUAUAAAAUAUAUCUGUACUGGGGCAAGACACAUUUUGCUCAAAUACGUGAGACAAAUUAGGUACAGGGUCCAUAAUUUCUGUAAUCUAGUCAUUUUUAUGAUAAUUUUGUUCAAAUAAUGUAAAGUACUUCUCCUUUAAAAUUAUUUUUAUAGCUCAUUUUCAAAAUAAAAGCCCGCAUUUCUGUUCUGCCGUACCUCUGUGUUUCUUAUAAACGGGUAAAUUGGCUGCUAUAGUUAAUGUUUGGGCUUUGCUUUUCAACAUCUAUUAAAAUAACAUUGUGAUGGUUGUGUCCAUAAUAUUCCUUCUGUAGUUUGCUGCUAGAUGUUAUAAGUUGUCACCUGUUUAUAUUUGCUUUGUUUUAAAAUUCGGGACACGUGUUUUGCAUACAGCUUGAAUAAGUUAUCUUGAAGUUAUCCAGAAAUGGUAUAAUCUACAUGUUUCAGGGUGUAAUUUAAUUUCUGUUUUGGCUGCAAAGUUGACUUAUUGUUCUGAAAAAAUGUGAUAAAGUUUACAAAAAAUUCAAAAACAAAAUCUUUUAUAUUAUUUUUCUCACAAUAUCAACAGUGGAUUUUCUGAGAGGCUUUGUACAUUGUAAUGUCCCAUCUCGCUCCAGUUCAACACUGCAUUCAUCUACUUGUACAAAUCCAUGUAUUUAUCAUGUCUGUUCAACUCUUUGGUCGCUUUUUAACUGUGUUACUUGUAUAUGUGUGAUACUAUUAGACAGAAUUUCUCAUGUAA
Molecule: messenger RNA, 1772 nt
Organism: Periophthalmus magnuspinnatus
Lineage: Eukaryota; Metazoa; Chordata; Actinopteri; Gobiiformes; Gobiidae
Gene: sumo1
Product: small ubiquitin like modifier 1
Exons: 5
Coding region: 108-416 (102 amino acids)
Biological process (GO): protein sumoylation
Cellular component (GO): nucleus; PML body
Molecular function (GO): ubiquitin-like protein ligase binding; protein tag activity
Source: RefSeq, a predicted model, not a curated record